This is a messenger RNA of Aegilops tauschii subsp. strangulata, 820 nucleotides long. RefSeq names its product nuclear transport factor 2. The record is from RefSeq and is a predicted model, not a curated record. Gene Ontology annotation, biological process: nucleocytoplasmic transport. Lineage: Eukaryota; Viridiplantae; Streptophyta; Magnoliopsida; Poales; Poaceae.
AGCAAUUAUUAUUCCCCUCACGAACCCCUCUCUCCCCACUUACCAAACUCCGGCUCCCAACGCCCAAAGCCUUCGCAUCCAGAGCUCCAAACCCUAGGCGAGGCGAGGCGCGGCGCAGCGGAGGGAGAGGCCAUGGAUCCCGAUUCGGUCUCGAAGGCGUUCGUGCAGCACUACUACCAGACGUUCGACUCCAACCGCGCCGCGCUGGUGGGGCUGUACCAGGACGGCUCCAUGCUCACCUUCGAGGGCGAGAAGUUCGGCGGCCCCGCCGCCAUCGCCGGCAAGCUCGGAUCUCUCCCCUUCCAGCAGUGCCAGCACAAGAUCGACACCGUCGACUGCCAGCCCUCGGGGCCCCAGGGCGGCGUCCUCGUCUUCGUCUCCGGCACCAUCACCACCGGCCCCGGCGAGCACCCCCUCAAGUUCUCACAGAUGUUCCAUUUGCUGCCAGCUGGAGGGAGCUUCUACGUGCAGAACGACAUGUUCCGCCUGAACUAUGGUUAAGGAAGGGCGACCGCUCUGGCAGCAAAGAACUUGUUCAGGGAUUUAUGUUGAAACAAUGAACAUCAAAUGAUGAUGCUGCAGACUCUUUGUUUGUUCGCCAACUUGUGCAAUUUAUCGCAAAAAAUUGCCAGACUUGAUAGGCAUCCACCAGAUCAUCUUUUGUUUUGUGUUUCCCAUGUAUUGUCGUUGCUUGGGUGGCACUUUCUUUGGAAUGUUGAUGGAAACCGUCCAGGUACUAGUUAUGCGUGGCAUCUCUGGGUUUUGUUUGUGACCAUUUAAGUUCACUUUUGCAUGUCCCAAAAGUUUCUUCCCUUGCUCA